Messenger RNA from Diorhabda carinulata, 17071 nucleotides. Its product is annotated as plexin-B. Gene Ontology annotation, cellular component: semaphorin receptor complex. Gene Ontology annotation, biological process: negative regulation of cell adhesion; regulation of cell shape; positive regulation of axonogenesis. Gene Ontology annotation, molecular function: semaphorin receptor activity; protein binding. Lineage: Eukaryota; Metazoa; Arthropoda; Insecta; Coleoptera; Chrysomelidae. The transcript is spliced from 14 exons. Bases 557 to 6295 code for a protein of 1912 amino acids. The record is from RefSeq and is a predicted model, not a curated record.
GGUACAAAUAGAAACUAAUCCAUUAGUUUGCAUUUAGUGUCGGCAUAUCGGCAGUGAAAAUAUAGCUGCAUCGAUGUAAUUUAGGAAUAUAUAAAUUGUUAGAGAACAGACACUCCCAAAUGAAUAUUGAAAAGAAAUAAAAUAUCUGCUGGAAAUAAGUUGGUAAAUAGAGUGAAGUUCAUAGAUGAGAAACUCGGAAUGAUGGCAAGGCACAAAGAAAUCACGUUAGUAACUUUUCUCAUAAAAGGUUUCAAAAUGGAGUAGAUAUUCAUUUGUUGUUGUUCUAAUAAGACAACGUGCGUGUUUGUUUAUAAGACUGCUGAUAAAAAGUUGAGUACUUUUAUUUAUAAGACGUCCAAUAGGUGAAGUAUCUUUAUAAUUUGACGACAGUGUUAUUGAUGGUUUUGCAGUAAACAUUUACUCAGCUAUUUGGAUGCUGGAUCUAUGUAUGACCUUUGUGUAUUUUCAUUCACUCUUCACUUUAAGGGAUGAAGAUCUGGAGAAGUGAAGCGGUGCACGGCUUCUCCUGCUCCAGGAGUAUGCACUUGAAGUCUUCAUGGUGAUAAAAAUCGUUCAUGUUGGAACGGUGGGCAGCACCGUGGCAGGCAUUUGGCUGCUGCUACUGGCGGGGCUGUGGGGGCGCGCUUCUGCAGGUAUCCUGCUGGCGCAGUACCCUGGCCCCGAUGAUCUCCCUGAGCGCUUUUGGCAUAUGGCAAUCGAUCAAAAAACUCAGAGAGUCUUCGUGGGCGGCACGAAUCGCCUUUUGCAACUUGAUGGAAAUCUCCGCCUCGAACAAGUGGUGACUACCGGCCCCAAAAACGACAGUCCUUCCUGCCACGCUACUGGAUGUAAUGACCCUAAUAUACCUCUGUCUUUAAUGGAUAAUUACAAUAAAAUAUUACUUAUAGAACCAGACUCAAGAGUCUUAAUAUCUUGCGGUUCUUUGUCCCAAGGUGCUUGCUAUAAAUAUAAACUAAGUAAUAUAAGUGCAGAAUCCCAGUUUAUUCCUAUAAGUAUAGCUGCAAACGAUGCAAACGCAUCUACGUAUGCAUAUAUAGGCCCUAAGAAAUACAAUCUAUGGGGUCGUUCGAAUAUUCUUUACGUAGGGACAACUUUUACAAACAACGGAGACUUUCGACAUGAUGUACCAGCAAUAGCUAGUCGUGAUCUGGAGACGUUAGACAUUGCGGAGUUAACAUUUAGUAAACAAUCUCUGUUAAGUAUUGACGUUAAAUACAGAGAUCAUUUUAUUGUACAGUACGUAUACGGUUUUAAUGCUAGUGAAUACGCCUACUUUGUUAUUGUUCAAAAACAAUCGCAUUUGCCCGGACAGGAGGAACAGGGAUACGUCUCACGACUUUCAAGAACUUGUAUAAAUGAUCCAAAUUAUGACAGCUAUACAGAAGUUACGUUACAGUGUAUAGACGGAGAUACGAAAUAUAACCUAGUACAAGAUGCAAAAAUCGCUUUUGCCAAAGAAGAACUCGCUUCGGCUUUAGGCAUAACCGUAGGCUCUCCGGUUUUGGUAGCUAUCUUCAGACCAUCAAAAAGUAUAACAAAUGAACCUCAAAAUCACUCGGCGUUGUGUCUUUAUCCCUUACGUGACAUAGAAGGGAAAUUUAUUGAAAAUAUCCAUAUGUGUUUCAACGGCAGCGUUAAAGAUAGGAAUAUGGGCUACGUAUCUGGACCUAUUUUGGAUGGGAAAUGUCCUAGCAGUGGAUCUGCUGGUAAUAUUCCAAACUUCUGUGAAGUUGGAUUGAAAAUCAGUGGUCUCACACCUUUGGUAACUACUGCAUCACUUGUAUUCCCUAAUAUAUCCUUAUCAGCAGUUACAACUGGAUCAACAGGACGACACGUAUUGGCAUUCCUUGGAACUACAGAUGGUAGAAUCAAAAAAGUUUUGUUAUCUGGACCGGAACCACCAGAAUAUGAGGAAGUUUUUGUUGAUGACGGAAACCCAAUUUUACCAGAUACAACUAUAUCUCCAUCUGGUGAUUUUCUCUACGUCUUAUCGACAGCAAAAGUAUCAAAAAUAAAUGUAGAACAUUGUAGUACAUAUACUAAUUGUUCAUCGUGUUUGGAAUCUAAGGAUCCAUAUUGUGGUUGGUGCUCUCUAGAAAAGAGAUGUACAGUUCGUAGUGCCUGUCAAAAAGCAUCCCACAGUGCUCCCCGUUGGGUAUCUUUAGGAACAGGACAGCAAUGUAUAGAUUUUGAACAAGUAUUUCCUGAAAGAAUACCCAUCAAUCAAAUGACAAAUGUACGCCUUACUAUCAGAACCCUUCCUGCUCUUCCUCCAGGUGCUAAGUAUAAAUGCGUGUUUGGUAAUGCAGAACCUAUAGAUGCAGAAGUGACAGAAAAUGGUCUGUCUUGCUUCACUCCUGAAAUAUCCAGACGUCCUAGGAUACCUCCAAAAAUGGACCACGUAUUGGUACCGCUCAGUGUUAGGUCAUCAGAAACUAACAAAGACUUCGUGUCUAGGAAUUUUGCUUAUUACGAUUGUGGAAAACACACCACUUGUGGAGAAUGUGUUCGAUCAAAAUGGGCAUGUAACUGGUGUGUUUAUGAGAAUAAAUGUACUCAUAAUAUAUCCAUGUGUCAAAGAAGUAUUAUUAGUGGAGAAAACAAUCCCACUCGUCUAAAUCGACACGGAUUUGCCUUUUGUCCCCAGUUUAAACGAAAAAGCGAGGUGAUUUUGUUGCCGAACAACGUUUUGAAAAAAAUUGUCUUCGAAGUUAUUAAUCUUCCUGAACCAUCCCCCGUACACACUGGUUUUCAGUGUAUAAUAGUCAUAGAAGGUGCUACCAUGCUAGUUCCAGCUACAGUAGAAGGCAAAAAUAUUGUCUGCGAUAAAACAACAUACUCAUAUGAAGCCAAUGAAGGGGAAUAUGAGGCAAGUGUGAAAGUUGUCUGGAAUCACAAACAUCACGUAGAUUCAAUUAAUGUAACUCUGUACAAAUGUGAUAUACUAGGAUCUCACAGAGAACAUGCAGACUGUUCGCUGUGUGUGACCAGAAACUCAAAAUAUAACUGCACUUGGUGCGGUAAUUCUUGUCAAUAUUCAGAAUCAUGUCAACAUACUCCUCAUAUUGAAUGUCCAAGACCUAGAAUUGAUAUGAUCAAACCAUUAAGUGGUCCUAUCGAAGGUGGCACUUUAGUAACUAUUGAGGGUAGUAAUCUCGGGCUUAAAAAAGAAGAUGUUCAAGGGAAAAUUAAAAUAGGUGCCAUUCCUUGUGAAUUAGUUAAUUAUGAAGUUUCUGUUCGUAUUCAGUGCGUUACAGGGCCUUCUGGGGUUGAAAUGACUGCCCCAAUUCGAGUAGGAAAUGAAGCUGGAUACACGAAAUCCUCAGUAGAGUUUAGUUACAAAGAUAUAAGGUUAUCUGGUAUAUUUCCGUCAAUCGGACCGCAAUCUGGAGGUACCCAGUUAGCUAUUACAGGACAAUAUCUAAAUGUAGGCUCAGAAAUAACGGCAUACUUAGACGAGUAUGUGUGUCAAGUAAAUAUAACUCAAGCAUCUAGUGGAAGACUUACUUGCAUAACAUCUAGAUCUCACAAACCAAUAAAUAUUGUUAGAUUAACACUCAGUAUAGAUGGCGCUAACAGAACUUUAGAAGGCAAUCCGUUCAAUUAUACACAAGAUCCUACUAUUAUGGAAAUAAAACCAUUGAACAGUUUUAUGUCUGGAGGAAAAAUGAUCUUUGUACACGGUACAAAUUUAGAUAGUAUUCAGAAGCCAGAAAUGGAAGUUUAUUCAGUGGAAGAACCUAAUGUUCCCAUUAAUAGAACAUUGUGCUCUGUACUAAGCAGUACACAGAUGGAAUGUCCCAGUCCUCCAGUUAAUAAGCAGUUUAGUAUUUAUAGCAAUAGACGACCAAGAUCUGUAAGAAAACCUGCAGCUAUAAAGAUGAAAGAACCUAAACUGAAUUUGAGGAUAGGAUUUAUCAUGGAUAACGUACUUUCUGUUAGAGACUUGGAAAAGCAUUUUCCAAACCUAAGAUCUCAACUGAUGUACGUAGAAGAUCCAAAAUUUUUCCAGUUUCCUAAUCAAAUUAAGUUAUAUCAGGGUGAUAGGCUAGUGAUAGAAGGGGAAAAUUUGAACGCAGCUAGUGAAGAGUCUGACGUUGUUGUUACAAUUGGUACUAAGUCAUGUAAUGUCACAGGCCUGGCAAUGAUACAACUUGUUUGUGUUCCACCAGAACACCAGCCUCCAGGGACUGACGAAAAUGGCUUCAAGACUGAAAACAACCUUCCAUUAGUAGUAGUUAGAGUAGGAAAAAGUUUAAGAUUCCCUAUUGGAUAUUUGCAAUAUGAUAUUUUCAAGUCUUUCACAUUUCCACCUGAAGCAAUCAUUAUGAUUGCAGUCGGGACGAUAUUAUUUAUUUUGUUCUUUGUUGCUGUACUAUUUGUUUACCGAAGAAAAUCCACUCAAGCUGAAAGAGAAUAUAAAAGGAUACAGAUCCAAAUGGAUACUCUAGAGAGUAACGUUAGAUCUGAAUGUAAAUUAGCGUUUGCUGAACUCCAAACUGAUAUGACUGAUCUAACUGCCGAUUUAGAAAAUUCUGGUAUACCCACUUUAGACCACACCAGUUACAUAAUGAAAGUAUUCUUUCCUGGCGUCAGCGAUCAUCCUAUUUUGAACGCUCCCAAGGUACGAUUAAAUGGUCCUAGAACAAAUUAUGAUACAGCGAUGCUACAAUUUGAGCAAUUGAUAAAUAAUAAACACUUUAUACUUACAUUUAUAGAUAUAUUGGAGUCUCAAAAGUCUUUUAAUAUUAGAAAUAAAGUAAACGUAGCGUCCUUACUAAUGGUAGUUUUAAUGGGUAAAAUGGAAUAUGCAACAGAUAUUCUAAAAAGUUUAUUAUUACGUUUAAUCGAAAAAUCUGUAAAUACAAAACAUCCACAAUUGAUGUUGAGACGAACUGAAAGCGUUGUAGAAAAAAUGUUAACAAAUUGGAUGGCUUUGUGUAUGUAUCACUAUCUGAAAGAAUAUGCUGGCUCUUCGCUCUUUUUGUUAUUUAAAGCUAUCAAACAUCAAAUAGAAAAAGGGCUAGUUGAUGCAAUUACUCAUGAUGCCAGAUACUCAUUAUCCGAGGAAAGACUUUUAAGAGAAAAUGUAGAAUACAGUGUUGUGACAUUGCACAUUGUCCAAGACGAUCUUGACGAAAAAAUUCAAUGCAAAGUUUUAGAUUGUGAUACUAUCAGUCAAGUAAAAUCGAAAAUACUGGACGCCCUUUUCAAAAACACUCCUUUUUCAUUAAGACCCUCGAUCUAUGAGGUAGAUUUAGAGUGGAGACAUGGAAGAGGGGGCCAUUUAACUUUACAAGAUGAAGAUUUGACAACGAAAACGAUAUGUGGUUGGAAAAAACUGAAUACUUUAGCUCAUUAUGGAGUUAAAGAAAGUGCUGUAAUGUCUUUAAUAUCGAGACAAAAUGAUAGUUUUAACAAUUGUAAACAGCCCUGCCAUAACUGUGUCACUGGAAUGUAUCUCAAUAAUUCUCAUUCACCUAUUAUAACAACAAAUGGUGAUAUCGAAGCAGCUAAUAACCCAAGAAUAUAUCACUUGAUCAAGCCCAUCGAUGAUCACCAAUUCCCUAAUAACAAAAUGGCCGAAAGAACUCAUAAAGCUAUUCCAGAAAUAUUUUUAACAAGGCUAUUAUCUACGAAGGGCACUAUUCAGAAAUUUGUCGACGAUUUCUUUAUGACAAUUCUAACUGUGAAUGAAGCUUUGCCUCCGGCAGUAAAAUGGUUGUUUGACUUAUUAGAUGAUGCUGCUAGAAAACAUGGCAUUCAAGAUCCAGAAGUGGUACAUGCUUGGAAAUCCAACAGUCUUCCUCUGAGGUUUUGGGUUAACUUUAUUAAAAAUCCUGAUUUCAUUUUCGAUAUCAACAAAACUACAACUUUAGAUUCUUGUCUGUCUGUUAUUGCCCAGACGUUUAUGGAUUCUUGCUCUACUACUGAACAUAGAUUAGGAAAAGACUCACCAUCCAAUAAGUUACUGUUUGCCAAGGAUAUACCAAGGUAUAGAGAAAUGGUUUCUCAGUUCUAUAAUGACGUUGCUAUGUUGCCAGUAAUAACAGAUCAAGAAAUGGGAUCUGCUAUGCAGCAAUUAUCUGCACAACAAGCAGAGGAAUUCGAUACCGUAGCGGCUUUAAAAGAACUUUACAUAUAUGUUACUAAAUACAGAGAACCAAUUCUAGAAGCAUUUAGCACAGAUCUUAAUUGCCGGCGUCAACAUCUGGCACAAAAACUGGAAAACGUUGCUUAUACAUUAGGAGGGGAUGAAAAUUCAACUUGCUGACCUCAACGGUCACCUGAUCCUCUGCUGCCUAGAACCUUGGCGCCCUGAUUCCAAGCAUAAGUUCACAUGCAUGCUUUUCGCUAACCAAAAUAAUUGACCAAACAAAAACACAAGAUUAAAUUCGAUUGAACAAAUACGUAUAUGAAAUUGAAUUUAUUAUUUCAUUGUGUAGCUUUUUAAACUAAAGUGAAAGUUAUUUUCUCUAGUAUAUUUGUUUGGUCUAAAACCAAAAGUCAAUUCCAAAAGGUUUGUGCUGCUGUCUUAUAAAUAAUUAUUUUUUUAACGUUUUUACGAUGCUUCGAGUUAUUUUUUACAAUAUUUAGAGGAUUUUGAAUGCUUAAAAGUUCCUAUGUGUUAAAGAGAAGUUACUUUUUGUACCUAAAUAUGUAAAGACAAAAACUUAUGAAUGGAUACAACUACAGUUCUUACUUAAAUCAAUGUAUUAGGUUUGAUAUAUUUAAAUAUAAUAUUUUAUCUGUCACAUUUCACAGCCGUUCGUUCCAUUUCAUAUGUUAUGUUGUAAGCGUUAUAUUGUUUAGUUUUUUACUAGAUCAUAAUUAUAAUUGCAAUUCUCACUCACUAACAACAUUGUUAGAACCCGCAGUGAAUUAUAAAAGUUAACAUAUUUAGAUCUUUGAAAAUAAUUUCUAAUUAAAUAAUUGGAAAAUAUAUAACCUUUAACCCUAUAUAAGAACCUAUAAAUGUGUUAGUAUCAGGUACAAUAUUAUUUCACAUUUUUAAGAACCUUUUUAUGUUGCUAAUUGAUGAAGUUGGAUGAAGGUAACAAUAAUAUGGAAACUCUAAAGUGAGGUUUUUCUGUUCAUUGAAAAAUUUAAUUUUAAUGAGAUAAAACACCAGAUAGAUCUCAACAAUCAAAUUGAUGAAAGAAUAUUACCAUUAAUUGAUCACUAUAAAUUCGUUAUCGCAAAAUAUGAGACUUUUCUUUGUUGUCGACUGUUUCGUAAGUCUGUGAUGGGUGUGAUUUCAACAUUGUCUUCUGUUUGAAUACUUUCUACCUGAUCUAUUAAAUAAGAUAAGCAUUCCUGUAUAAUUCCAUCUUUAACUUACACACUUGCUAGGUUAGUUUUGUAGAUAUGCGAGUCUAUGAAUAUUUCUGUUUGUAACAUGAGUUUUCUGAUUUAAUUAAAAAAAUCCCUAUAAACAUUUCAGUGGAAAAAGAAACUUUCAAAACCCAAACUGCUGUUAUAUCUCAUAUGUUAAAGGCCCAUAUGUAACCCUACCUUGAAUAAAUUUUCUUAAUUUUUUCUCUUAGCUCAAUAAAUAAUGUUUUUAUUAUAUUUAUUUUUUUUUCAAUUUCUAUCAUGAAAACAUUAAUAUUGUAAUUAAAAAAAACUCUAAUGUGAGAUUGCCUUUUUAUGGAUGGAGUUUAAAACAACACUUAAUAAAAUUUCUUUUUUGACAUCAACAAUGAGUUUUCUAUAACUAUCCCUUCAGGGUUAAUAAUUAUUAUAGCUCUUUAUGAAGGUUCAAAAUUUGAAUAGAUCAUAUUGAAAGAUUAACAUAUCUCAAAGACAAAAACACCUAUUGAAAGAAACUAAAUUCUUUCCCUAGAUUUACUUCUACCUAAUUGCUCUGUUAUAUAUAAUUUAUGAGUAUAAAUACAGUCAACUGAACAGCCCAGAAUAUUUUUAUCCAUUUGUGGAAACUGUUUAAAAUGUUUGAGGAAAAAUUGUAUAUUAGUGGGGAUUAAAACAUCUGGUAGCUCUCUCCACAAUCACAUGGAUAAAAGUUUCAACAAAUCUUCAUUCUUAUAUCUUAGUAAAAAGCGUUCUAAGUUUAGACAGUUCUUAAUGAUAUCUUCCACCUAUCUCAAAGACAAAGUCUCAUAUUUAAAGAAACUAUAUUAUUUCCCAAGAUUUACUUGUACUUAAUUGCUCUUUUAUAUAUAAUUUAUGAGUAUAAAUGGAGUCUACUGAACAACCCAGAAUAUUUGUAUCUAUUUGUGGAAACUGUUUAGAAUGUUCACGGAAAAAUUGUUUUUCAGUGUGGGGUAAAACACUUAGUAGCUCUCUCCACAAUCAUAUGGAUAAACGCUCCAACAAAUCUUCAUUCUCAUAUCUUAGUAAAAAGCGUUUUAAGUUUAGACAGUUCUCAUUGAUACCUCUACCUAUCUCAAAGACAAAAUUUCUUAUUCAAAGAAACUAUAUUUUUUCAUUAGAUUUAUUUCUACUUAAUUGCUCUUUUAUAUAUAAUUUAUGAGUAUAUAAGGAGUCAACUGAACAGCUCAGAAUAUUUGUAUCCAUUUGUGGAAACUGUUUAAAAUGUUUGCGAAAAAUUGUAUUUCGGUGGGGGAUAAAGCACUUGGUAGCUCUCUCCACAAUCAUAUGGAUAAACGCUCCAACAAAUCUUCAUUCUCAUAUCUUAGUAAAAAGCGUUUUAAGUUUAGACAGUUCUCAAUGAUAUCUUCACCUAUCUAAAAAACAUAGUCUCAUAUUUAAAGAAACUAUAUGAUUUCCCAAGAUUUACUUCUACUUAAUUGCUCUGUUAUAUAUAAUUUAUGAGUAUAAAUAGAGUCAACUGAACAGCACAGAAUAUUUGUAUCCAUUUGUGGAAACUGAUUAAAAUGUUUGCGGAGAAGUUGUAUUUUGGUGGGGGUAAAAAACUUGUUGGUCUUCAAAAUCAUAUAGAUAAAUGUUCAAUUUUAUUAUAUAUGACAAGAGAUAUAACAGUAGUUCAGUUUUUGAUUUAGAUUGCAAUGUAUUCAUUUAAAGAAACAUAUCAAAAAAUCUUACUAUUUCUCAAUUCGAAAUUUAAAAGUGAAUGAAUGUAGUAUUAUUUCAUAUUAAUAUCGUUACCUUGAUGCAACUGAUGUAUUAGCUAAAUAUAAGAAUUUUCUGCUUGUGUGAAACAUCGAUACUGGUACCUGAAAACACAUUUUUUUCUGACAUGAGAUCAAAUUAGUUAGAACCACCAUACAUGACUUUUAUAUUUAUACAGAGUGUUCGGCAGAUCGUUGAACAUAGGAAGAGUUCCAGGUCUUAAAAAAACUUUUUAUAGAUUUUUUUUAGUUUUCUAGAAAUUUUGUCUCUUUCGUACCUCUAAACUUGGUGAAUGGAAUGGCCAAUAAAAAUUAAUAUUGGUCGCGAAUUAUUGCUAGAAACUAACUUGUGGGCCGCCGAACUCCAAACAAAAGUUAAAAAAAAAUUUAAACUUACGUUGCGUUUAAAAAAAAUGAAAGGUGAUAGGAAGCUUCUCUUUUUUUUUAAAAACAUCGCUAGAGUGUAGGCUUUCUAACGGUAUAUAAUUUGUUUCGAUAUCUUUUUUCUAACCAGAGUUAGUUUUUUACGUAGUUGGACCUUUUCGACGAAAUUCGAUUUCAUGUAAAGUUACAGAUUUCUCCUAAAAUCAAUACAAGGAUUAAAAUAAUGAAACAAACGUAUCAAAUCUUAAAUUAUUUAUUUUAAAAUCAUCAUUUCAUUUAAAUUUUGUUCAAAUUGGCGCCCCUCAUUGGUUAUCUCUGCAUCGUUUUCGUAAUUCCACUGUAGUAGUCCGCAACAACAUCUCUUGUUUCAUUGUUUCAAAUGCAGCGUCAAUCCGAUGAAUUAAUUAUUCACGACUUGUGACAACUGUGGUGUAUACUAAAUCUUUGACCCGAUCGCGGGGGCCAAGGAAUUGGACCACCCCUACCAAUCCACGAGUUGGGGAAGGCGUUGUUCAAUAAUUCCCUCACAUUCAAGCUCCAAUGAGCCGGGCAGCCGUCAUGUUGGAAUACAUCCAUUAUUAACAAUUUAAAUUUUCACUAUACAUUAACACAAUUUGCUUAGAAAGUUCUCGAUUUCAAUGCAUUUUCCAAGACAGAAAUACUUUCAAAAAAAAUUUGUAAGAAAUUGUGAUAUUUUUUGCCCAUGAUAAGAAACCAGAAAAAUGUAUUAAGUUGAUACAUAUACAGAUUGUCCCAAAAAACUAAAAUUAAGUAUUAAAAAUAUCCUAAAAUACCAGUGAUGCGAUAAUUUUGUGGGGUGUAUAUAUAAUAAUAAGCGUGCUAGAGUGAAACACUACCAUUAUUGCCAAUUUAAGCAUUCCACAGAGAGUAUAAGAGAGAAAAGAGAGAGAGAAAACACAGUUUCCACAACAAAAUACAAUUAUUCUAUGUCUCUAUAUGGAUCCUAUGCAAAUAUCAAAUUAUUAAUAAACUCAAAAAAUCUCUUAGUCUGGUGUACAUUUUCAGGAAAAAGGAGAAAAAACUUUCAUGUUAAAUCAUAAUCAUUUUAAUAGAAAAUCAUAUUAUAUAUAAUAUUGAGGAUGUGUUGAAACGUUUAUCCAUAUAAUUAUGGAGAGCUAUCAAGUGCUUUACCCCCCUCUGAAAUACAAUUUUUCCUUAAACAUUUUAAACACUUUCCACAAAUGAAUACAAAUAUUCUGGGCUGUUCAGUUGACUACUUUUAUACUCAUAAAUUAUAUAUAAAAGAUCAAUUAAGUAGAAAUAAAUCUAGGGAAAAAAUAUAGUUUCUUUGAAUAGGAAACUUUGUCUUUGAGAUAUGUAGAGGUAUUAAUGAGAACUAUCUAAACUUAGAGGGCUUUUACUGUGAUAUAAGACUGAAGAUUUGUUGGACCGUUUAUCCAUAUGAUUGUGGAGAGAGCUACCAAGUGCUUUAUCCCCCACCGAAAUACAAUUUUUCGCAAACAUUUUAAACAGUUUCCACAAAUGGAUACAAAUAUUCUGAGCUGUUCAGUUGACUCCUUAUAUACUCAUAAAUUAUAUAUAAAAGAGCAAUUAAGUAGAAAUAAAUCUAAUGAAAAAAUAUAGUUUCUUUUAAUAAGAAACUUUGUCUUUGAGAUAGGUAGAGGUAUCAAUGAGAACUGUCUAAACUUAAAACGCUUUUUACUAAGAUAUGAGAAUGAAGAUUUGUUGGAGCGUUUAUCCAUAUGAUUGUGGAGAGAGCUACUAAGUGUUUUACCCCACACUGAAAAACAAUUUUUCCGUGAACAUUCUAAACAAUUUCCACAAAUAGAUACAAAUAUUCUGGGUUGUUCAGUAGACUCCAUUUAUACUCAUAAAUUAUAUAUAAAAGAGCAAUUAAGUACAAGUAAAUCUUGGGAAAUAAUAUAGUUUCUUUAAAUAUGAGACUUUGUCUUUGAGAUAGGUGGAAGAUAUCAUUAAGAACUGUCUAAACUUAGAACGCUUUUUACUAAGAUAUAAGAAUGAAGAUUUGUUGAAACUUUUAUCCAUGUGAUUGUGGAGAGAGCUACCAGAUGUUUUAAUCCCCACUAAUAUACAAUUUUUCCUCAAACAUUUUAAACAGUUUCCACAAAUGGAUAAAAAUAUUCUGGGCUGUUCAGUUGACUGUAUUUAUACUCAUAAAUUAUAUAUAACAGAGCAAUUAGGUAGAAGUAAAUCUAGGGAAAGAAUUUAGUUUCUUUCAAUAGGUGUUUUUGUCUUUGAGAUAUGUUAAUCUUUCAAUGUGAUCUAUUCAAAUUUUGAACCUUCAUAAAGAGCUAUAAUAAUUAUUAACCCUGAAGGGAUAGUUAUAGAAAACUCAUUGUUGAUGUCAAAAAAGAAAUUUUAUUAAGUGUUGUUUUAAACUCCAUCCAUAAAAAGGCAAUCUCACAUUAGAGUUUUUUUUAAUUACAAUAUUAAUGUUUUCAUGAUAGAAAUUGGAAAAAAAUAACUAUGAAAGAAUAAGUUAUCCACUGCAAAUAAACAAAAAAUAUAAAUUCACGAAUUUAUGUAUUAAAAGACUUUAAUGUAAUUGUGAGUGAGAAAUGUUAAUAUGUGUACUCCAUGAGUUUUGGAAUCUCAUCUUUAGGAAACAUGAUUGUUUCAAAUUGAAAAUGUUACUAUGAAAUACAAUGUAAAAAACAUUGAUUUCAAACUGAAAGAAAAACGUCACUAAAGGAAUUGAAUUUUUUUGAUACAAAAACUAAGUAUCCCAAAACAUAAUAACUGGUAUAUUAGAAAAGAUUCUUAACUUUUGGAUUACACACUGAAUUUUGUAUCUGCCAAUAAAGCUGACAGCAAAUCAGUUAUUUUUUGAAACACCAAGAAAAUGGUCGAAAAGUUCUAAUUUUAGCAUGAUUUUUAAGAUUACCACCCAUUAUUGCAGAGUAAUAGCAGCAAGAGCCUUUUUUCUUUAGUCUUUUUAAUUACUUAAUUGUACUUAGUGAAAAGAUACAUACAUCUUACAUUUUUGUAAUUAGACUCUUAUUUUGUGACGAAUCAGGGACACAAACUUCGCUGUGGUCUCUUCAAUAUUUUUACGUAUUCUGAUUAGUUUGCCUCGGUAUAUCUUGUGUUUCAGUGGCUUUUCUUCUGUGUGAAUUGUUAACAGCAGAUUAAAAUUAUAACUGAUUUGAUAUUGUCUGAUUUAUCUAUUUAAUUUAGUUACUAGCUGUAGUAUACUUGUUAUACGUUGUUAUUAUAUAAUAAAAUAAAACCAGAUAAUAGAGAAAAGCAUGUUUGUGUUUUUGAGCGUGUUAUACUGUGAUAUGGCGCAUGAUCAGGUGACUGUGAUUGGAUGCGUACUUACCCUCCAGCGGCUGCUAGUUUCCUUUAUUCGAGUGCCUCGCUACGCUGAUGGGACGUGACAAGGACAGUGUAUACUCGCAAUGGCGCAAAAUCCUUUUGUGCACUUCUGUUCGGUCCGGUUAGCCUAGUUAAGUAGAAAUUUAUAGAAAUUUUCUUCAACAUGUAAUGGACUGACUGUAACUUGUUGAUAUUUUUUUUAAUAAUAUAGACCAUCCAAAAAAGUAACUAUGAAUUUGAAGUUGUAAAAAUCAUUAUCAAAUAAAGGAUAUUUUUCCAAAAAACUCCUGAGCACUAAAAAUUUAGGUAUAGAAAAAUCUAAAAAAAGGCAGAUUAUUAAAGCACACAUUUUUAUUUGAUGCUUUUUAAAAUACUGUAAUGUUGUAUAUCAUUUUGAAAGCACUGUCAUUUAUAAAUUUCUCUCGAAUCCUAUUAUUUACCCAUACCCGACUUCUACAUAUCUUAAAAUUACAGUUUACUUUAUCUCCAGUUAAUUAAUUAAUUGUAGUUGUAUUACAUAUUCUAUAUACAUAUUUUCAUUAUUAGUAAUAUAAAAUGUCCCCCAACUAAUUUUAACGGAAUGACUUUUGCACGACAAUAUUAUAUAAAGGUAUUUCUCAUGAAUGUUGAUGGGGCAUUCUAAUAAUAUCAAGCCCUAGUAAUCUCAAAAUUGCUCUCUUUUCAAUUUUAGUGAUAUCAACUUGAGAAAAUUAUUUUUUAUUGAACAGUUCUAGUUUGAACGUUUUAAUAUAAUGAAAAUGAAUACUUACAAAUAAUGAGUAGACUUCAUUAGUAUUCCAAGUAAGAAAAUGGCAAAGUUUAGCUUUAAAUAUAGUCUAAUAUUUGAUAAUUUUUAAUUAAUCUGUUUAACCCAAUUUCUUAUUAUGUUAUCUGACUAGUUAGUUCAUUUGUUAUUUGUAAAUGUUCUGUAUUAUAUGUAAUGUUAGAGUUCAAUCAAUCAAAUCUAGUUUCAUUUCCAGAACUUAGUUCUGUUAUUUUUCAAAAAUGUCAGUUGUGGUUGUCAAUGCUUGAGCCAAAAAACUAAAGUGGGUUGAAAUUUAUAAAUAAUGUGCAAUAUUAUUUGGCUAGACAAAUGAAGGUCAAAUAUAUGAGGAAUUGUUUCAUAUACCAUAGAUUUAAUGAAAAUUUGGACACAUCGUGACAUGGAAACUAGGAAAUUUAGCAAACUGAUAACUUCCUUUCGCUAAUGGUCCAGGAGGAAUCGGCGCACGACUACCAAAAACUAUCCCACCUUAAUUCUUUUGUGCUAUCCUCUUCAAAUUGCCCUACUGAUGAUAUAAAUGCAAUCCUGUGGCAUAUUGCUUAAACCGAAAUUGUUUGAACAAUGCAAGGAAUUGUUAUUUUUCAACCGGACAAAUUUUUUUAUUGAAAUACAAAAAUAUUAACUUUAACGUGAAAAGUCAUAGGACCUUUUUUAUUUGUAUUUUAAUAACAAAUAUAAAAAAAUUUGUCCGGCUGAAAAAUAAUUUCGAUUUAAACAAUAUUCCACGCGCACUUAUAUUAUCAGUAGGGCAAUUUGAAGAGGAUCGCAUAAAAAAAUUUAGGUGGAAUAGUUUUCGGUACUCACGCGCCGAUUUCUCCUAGACUAUAAGUCAGAAUAGUGAAUUUUUAGAAAUUUGCACUUGAAAUUUCUUUGUUUUUAUUAUGCUUGCAUUUGAAUAUAAUAGGAAGUAUGCAUUUUAAACUUUUCCACCUAUUUUUUAAUGAAGUAUUCUAAAAGAUCUGUACAGUGAAGUAUAAUUUCGAAAUUAAAAAAAAAACGCGCGUUUCACACAAUACUACAUAAAAACGGGAGAAAUAAAAGGCAGCCCUAGGAAUGAACCAAAACUAGACUAGACAUAUUUUCAUUAGUUUUCUUUCUCGCUACUUGAUUGAUAUCUGGUAAGGUAAUUGGUUCACGACUUCUAUAAGUUCUUAUAGAAGUCGUGAAAUGUGUCGGAAAUCUAAGGCAUGAGUUCCUUUAAAUUAUUUUUUUUUCACUAUUAACGGGAUUGGAGCCAUUGUAUCACAAUGUUAUUUUUUUGCUAAGGUUUACCUUUUCUCAAGAAGUCAACCAUUUUAUUUUUCAAUUUUUCCAAAAUGGUAUUACAUUCAAGAAUACCGGGAUUUUUAGACACCCUUUAUCUCCUUUCAUGAUAGUUUUUUUCCUUCUCAGUAACUUUUCUUUAUUAUAAAGAGUUUUAUACGAAGUUUGAAAUUCAAAAAAAAACAAUUAACUAGUAAAGGCUUUGCACUCCCACACAAGCUGACCAAAUUAAUCUAGUUUAGCGAUUCCCCUAUUGGACAAAAAUAUCAUGUCUUUUUCUUCUCUAUAAUGGAGUGUGUCCAGGAAUGUGAAAUUUAUGGAUAAUGGAAUGUAUAUUGGAAUUAUUUUUUUAAAACCAUCAAAUAUAUGGUUGGUAAAAACGAAUUUUUAUUUUGACCAGCACGCCCAAAUUGGAGAUUUUCGAACCUUUCAAAAUUCAUAUCUCUAAAAAUAUUAACUUUAUUGUGAAAAGUCAUAGAACCUUUUUUAUUUGUAUUUCAAUAAAGAAUAUAAAAAAAUUGGCCAGUUGAAAAAUAACAUUCCUUGAAAUUGUUUAAAUAAUUUCGGCACGGAGUUGCCCAAUUUAUCACUAGAGCAAUUUGAAGAGGAUCAUAUAAAAAAAUUGAGGUGAAAUAGUUUUUGGUACUAAUGUGCCGAUUCCUCUUGCACUAUUAGUCAAAGAAAGUUAUCAAACCACUGAAUUUCCUAGUUUCAUAUCACGAUGUAUCCAGUGAUUUGCCCAGCAGUCAUGUAUGGAACAUAACAGUUAUUGUGUAGUUAUAUUAAAUCAGUGUGGACAUUCUAUAACUUGACUUCGAUAUUCUGACGUAAGACGCCAUGAAUAUUUUGGAUUAUGGGAGCGGGGAAAAGGUUAGGUCUUCCACAAACACUACUUAAGUCAUUGAUAACUUCAACAUUCAGCACCUCCAUUGAAGGAAAAAGAAAACUAAGUUCGAGUUUUGUGACAUAUUUUGAAAGUGGUUUAUAAGAGUUAACAAUAUACAGUCAGUAGUUUAUAUGGGAAAUAGUGAUCUAUGCCGGAACUUUAUUUAAUGUGGAAUAGUCUUCAAGUCCAGUGAUUUGUACGUUACUAUUUAAAUUUUGUUCAAUAUAAAUUAAUGCAAUGUAUCUUAAUAUUUUUUUGUAAAUAUAAUAUAAAUUGUGCAUAUAGAUUAUUAACGGAUUUAUAAAAGUGUUUAUAAUUAGGCGUACAUUCAUCGAUAAUAUAUUAUUAGUAGGCUAGUACUUUUCAGGAGAAAACCAUUUGUCACAUUAGUGAUUAUAAAAAAAUUGAUUUAUUAAAAAAACGAUCAGAUUUAAAGACACCGAAUAGAAUAUAGUGAUUAUCAAUAUUAUUAUCUCAUAGUUAUACAAUACUUUUAAUUCUUAUUAUUGAAAUAUUUCACUAAAAAUUGCGGCUCUUACCUGGAUCCAUAUUUCCGUCCAUUUUCACUUUGCAACACUCAACUAAAGCUAUAUUUACCUUUUCGGAUUACCCAUUACACGAUCCAAUUUUCUUUUACUCAUAUGUAUUCCAUUUUUUUCUUACUAUUUUGCAAGUUAAAUGACCUAGCUUAGCACAAUUGGAAUGAAAUUUAAAUAACAGAUGGUCAAAUACAAAAUAAAUAUUUUUUGCAAUUACAUUUUUAUAAUCUGGACUAAAAGGCAAUGUCUGAAGAGAGCCUUGAAAGUAUAAAUGUAUAUUAUAAAUCUCAGAAAAACUUGUGUGUUUGUGUUGUAAAUAUUGUGACAUAUUAUGAUUUUUUUCUCAAAAGGCACGAGCUUAAUUAUUAGAUUGUGUUAGGUAUAAUUUUUUAUUGUAAACAAUUUUUACAAAUCCUAUACAUGUAGUAAACCGCUUGUUUAUAAUGUGGCUACCGAGAAAUGAUAUAUAAUAUCCAUACUAUUUUUAUUGCAACCUAUCUAUUUAAAUUUGAGAUAUUUUAAUAGCAGACACAUUCUAAAUGAGCCUUGAUAAAUUUUUAUAAUUAAAAUAUGGAUGUCUCAAUUUUCAAAUUUAAUGAUACAAAAUGUUAGUGAAAAUACAGUUAUUUAUAUGCAUUUUACUUGUUUUUUUCAAAUUCUAUUUUUUACUUACUGAUUCCAUUGUAAUAUAUUCCUUUCAAGCAGCUUAAAAAUUUCUUAUACUUUUUGUUAAUGUGAUCGUGAAUUAAAGCUUUUUAUAUAAAAGUGUAUUGUUUAGUGAUAUUUUUUUACUCUAUUAAACAUGUAUUCCAUAAUUUAA